AUGGACCCGAUCCCGCAAGGCGCAGGGCCCGAAGAUGCCGCAGAUGCCGUCCGGCAUGAAAUUGCGCAGCUAGAAGAGCGCCUCGCCGCCGCCAAGGCGCGUCUCCCCAAGACUGCAAAGACCGCAGCCACACCGCCCCCCCAGCCGCCGCUCGACUCGCCGACCCAUUACCUCCUCCUGCUGUCCGACUCGCAGCUGCCCAUCGGCUCCUUCGCCUUCAGCAGCGGCCUGGAGUCGUACCUGGCGCACUCCCACUCUCGGCCUCCGCGCCGGCCCUCCUUCUCGGCCUUUCUGCCCCUCUCGCUGUCCUCGUUUGCCGGCACGACGCUGCCGUUCGUGCUCGCGGCGCACCGCGACCCCUCGUCGCUCGUCAGCCUCGACGACCAGCUCGACGCGGCGGUGGUGUGCACCGUCGGCCGGCGAGCCAGCGUGGCCCAGGGCCGCGCCCUGCUGUCCGUCUGGGAGCGCUCCUUCCGGGCGGCGCUCCCCGCGGGCGCGACGCACCCCCCCGCGCUCGGCGAGCUCGGCGCCCUGCUCAGGCAGGCUCCCGCGGGCGGAGGGGGGGCCGACGGCGUCCCCGCGGCGUCGGCGCACCUGGCGCCGCUGUUUGGGGUUGUCUGCGCGCUCGUGGGGCUGAGCCUGCGGCAGACGGCGUACGUGUACAUGGUCAGCCAUGCCAAGGCGCUGGUGUCGGCGGCGGUGAGGGCCGGCGUCUUCGGGCCGUACCAGGCGCAAAACGUGCUGGCGGGCGAGCAGGUCCAGAGCAUGAUAGCCAGGGUCAUUGACAGGGAGUGGGAUACGCCUGUCGAGGAGGCUGGGCAGGGCGUGCCUGUCAUGGACCUGUGGAUCGGGCGGCACGAGAUGCUCUACUCUCGGAUAUUCAACAGCUGA
This is a messenger RNA of Ustilaginoidea virens, 891 nucleotides long. RefSeq lists its product as uncharacterized. Gene Ontology annotation, molecular function: nickel cation binding. The transcript is spliced from 2 exons. NCBI's taxonomy places the organism in Eukaryota, Fungi, Ascomycota, Sordariomycetes, Hypocreales, Clavicipitaceae. The record is from RefSeq and is a predicted model, not a curated record. Bases 1 to 891 code for a protein of 296 amino acids.